Molecule: messenger RNA, 3479 nt
Organism: Eucalyptus grandis
Lineage: Eukaryota; Viridiplantae; Streptophyta; Magnoliopsida; Myrtales; Myrtaceae
Product: FT-interacting protein 7
Exons: 1
Coding region: 124-3111 (995 amino acids)
Source: RefSeq, a predicted model, not a curated record
CACCAUCGCAACAGUCAAACGCCAAAGACCCACCAAAUCUCUCUCUCUCUUUCUCUCUCUCUCUCUCUCUCUAGAACAGUUCCGGCCGAAAGCCGAAUCCCAGUACAGGUCUCCGGUCGGAAAAUGGCCGAACCGUGCGGCCGGAAGCUCGUCGUGGAGGUCUGCCACGCCAAGAACCUGAUGCCCAAGGAUGGCCAGGGCACCGCGAGCGCCUACGCCACCGUCGAGUUCGACGGCCAGAAGCAGCGGACGAAGACCAAGUUCCGGGACCUGAACCCGCAGUGGGACGAGCGGAUGGAGUUCCCCGUCCACGACGCCGAGUCCAUGCCCUCGCAGAUGCUGGAGAUCAACCUCUACAACGACAAGAAGAACGGCAAGCGCGGCACCUACCUGGGCAAGGUGAAGAUCGCCGGGAGCGCCUUCGCCAAGUCCGGGUCGGAGGGGCUCCUCUACUACCCGCUGGAGAAGAGGAGCGUCUUUUCGCAGAUCAGGGGCGAGCUCGGGCUCAAGGUCUUCUACGUCGACGAGGAUCCCCCGGCCGCGGCGGCGGAGGCGGCGCCGGAUCCGCCGGCGGAGAAGGCGACGGAGCCGGAGAAGCCGCCGGAGGAGGCGGCCCCGAAGCCGGAGGAGAAGGAGGACAAGGGCGAAGCGGAGAAGCCUAAGGAGGCGGAGAAGAAGGAGGAGGAGAAGCCGGCGGACGCGCCGCCGGAGAACUCGAAGGCAGAGGAGGCUCCGGCGACAGCUCCGCCGGCGGCCACAGCGGAAGUGGAGAAACAGCCGAUCGCGCAGUCGGAGAAGCCAGCGCAGCAGCCGAAGGAGAGGCCGGAGAACGGGAAAGCGGCCGUAAACGACCUCGAGCUCCGAUCUCUAUCGAGCGAUCGGAACCGCCGGAGCACGUACGAUCUGGUCGACAGCAUGCCGUUCCUCUACGUGCGCGUGGUCAAAUCCAAGUGCGGAGACGCCGAUUCGAAAUCGCCGGCGUACGCCAAGCUCGUGAUCGGCACGCACGCCGUGAAAACGAAGAGCCAGAGCGACGGCAAGGAAUGGGAUCAGGUCUUCGCGUUCGACAAAGAAGGAUUGAACUCGACGCAGUUGGAGGUCUCCGUGUGGAUCGAAGAGAAGAAGGAAGGCGAUCAGGCGGCCGAGAGCUGCCUGGGAACGGUGUCGUUCGAUCUGCAGGAGGUGCCGAAGCGGGUGCCGCCGGACAGCCCGCUUGCUCCCCAGUGGUACACUCUCGAGUCGGAGAAGUCGCCGGCGGCGGCUGGAAAUGACGUCAUGCUCGCUGCGUGGUUCGGUACUCAGGCGGACGAGGCAUUCCAGGAGGCCUGGCAGUCGGAUUCCGGUGGGCUGAUCCCGGAAACCCGGGCAAAGGUGUACCUGGCUCCGAAGCUGUGGUACCUGAGGCUAACGGUUAUCCAGACCCAGGACCUGCAGUUAUCCGAACCUAAGGUCAAGACUCCGGAGCUCUACGUGAAAGGUCAGCUCGGCGCGCAGCUGUUCAAGACGAACCGGACCACAGCCGGCUCACUGUCGUCCGGCUCGUCCAAUCCGACGUGGAACGAGGAUCUCGUGUUCGUCGCCGCCGAGCCGUUCGAGCCGUUCCUGGUGAUCACGGUGGAGGACGCGACGCACGGCCGGCCCGUCGGCCAGGCCAAAGUGCACGUGCCGACCGUCGAGAGGCGGACGGACGAUUGCACGGAGCCGAAGUCGAAGUGGUUCAAUUUAGCCGGGGACGAGAGCAGGCCGUACACGGGGAGGAUCCACGUGAGGGUGUGCCUGGAAGGCGGGUAUCACGUGCUCGACGAGGCCGCUCACUUGACCAGCGACGUGCGCGCCUCCGCGAAGCAGCUGGCUAAGGCGCCGAUCGGCUUGCUCGAAGUCGGCGUCCGAGGAGCGACCAACCUGUUGCCGGUGAAGACCAAAGACGGAACGCGCGGUACCACCGACGCUUACGUGGUGGCCAAGUACGGGAUCAAGUGGGUCCGGACCCGAACCAUCCUCGACCGGUUUAACCCGCGGUGGAACGAGCAAUACACAUGGGACGUGUACGAUCCGUGCACGGUGCUCACCAUCGGCGUCUUCGACAACGGGAGGUACAAGCGCGACGACGACGGUAAACCCGGGAAAGAUUUGAGAAUUGGGAAAAUACGCGUGCGUCUGUCGACGCUCGACGCGAACCGCGUCUACAUCAACUCGUACUCGCUGCCCGUGCUGCUUCCCGGCGGAGCCAAGAAGAUGGGAGAGAUCGAGAUCGCCAUACGGUUCUCGUGCUCGUCGUGGCUCAGCUUGAUCCAAGCCUACACGACGCCGAUGCUCCCCAGGAUGCACUACGUCCGCCCGCUAGGCCCUGCCCGGCAAGACAUGCUCCGGCACACGGCAAUGCGGCUCGUGACGGCCAGGCUGGCCCGGUCCGAGCCGCCGCUCGGCCAGGAGGUGGUACAGUACGUGCUGGACUCGGACACGCACGUGUGGAGCAUGCGGCGGAGCAAGGCCAACUGGUUCCGGGCCGUCAGCUGCCUGUCCCGCGUGGCGAUGCUGGGCAGGUGGCUCGACGGGAUCCGGACAUGGGCCCACCCGCCGACCACCGUGCUCAUGCACGUGCUGCUCCUGGCCGUCGUCCUGUGCCCGCACCUCAUCCUCCCCACCGUGUUCAUGUACGCCUUCCUGAUCCUGAUCCUCCGGUUCCGGUACCGCCACCGGGCGGUCCCGAACAGCAUGGACCCACGGCUCUCCCACGCGGACAUGGUGGGCCCCGACGAGCUCGACGAGGAGUUCGACGGGUUCCCGACGACGCGGCCCUCCGACGUGGUCCGCAUCCGGUACGACCGGCUGCGGGCCCUGGCGGGCCGGGCGCAGACCCUCCUGGGUGACGUGGCGGCCCAGGGGGAGCGGCUGGAGGCGCUCUUCAGCUGGCGGGACCCGCGGGCGACGGGGCUGUUCGUGGCCUUCUGCCUGGCGGCAUCGCUGGGGUUCUACGUGGUGCCGUUCAAGGUGUUCCUCCUCGGGUCCGGGUUCUACUACAUGCGGCAUCCCAGGUUCCGGGGCGACAUGCCGUCGGUCCCCGUCAACUUCUUCCGGCGGUUGCCGUCGCUCUCCGAUCAGAUGCUCUAGUUGGACCGAACUACCUGUCGGGACACGUGCAUCCCCCUCCGCGGGCUUAAUUGUUUGAAUUUAUUCAUUAAUUCAUUUAUUUGACAAUUCUUUUUUCGCUCUUUUAGGGGCUCGAAAAUUCAAAUUCGGGAGGAAAAUAACGAGGAAAUAUUCGAAGUUUGGGUGAGAAAAAAAGUUGUUUUUUUUUUUGGUAAAGUGGGUGGGGGGAAAUGUGACCGUUGCUGCUGCUGCUGUAUGUGGUGGGGCCAUAUUACUACUUGCACCCCGAAAUCUCGGGACGGGUAUCGGGCUUGUUGCAUUUGAUUUACCCAAAAAGAAAAAAGGGCAAAAAUGGAUCUUUUCUAUAUUUUAUUUUCUUCUUGUUUUUA